Molecule: messenger RNA, 640 nt
Organism: Maniola jurtina (meadow brown)
Lineage: Eukaryota; Metazoa; Arthropoda; Insecta; Lepidoptera; Nymphalidae
Exons: 4
Coding region: 87-539 (150 amino acids)
Source: RefSeq, a predicted model, not a curated record
UAAACAAAUCAUAUUUUUAAAUAAUUUUAUAAGUGACCUUACUCUAAUAAUGAAACUAAAUAAAAAGAAAAGUUAAAACGAUCAUUAUGAAACCGUAUCGCCGGACAAAUAAAAUAUUCAUGCAGCAACUACGUACAGCAAGUAGAAUGGGCAGGGCCCGAUUGCUACUCCUGGAGUUCGCAAAAGACAUUCACUCCCUAUGGCGAUACGGAGCCGCUUUCCCUACCUUCCUGAAACUCAUCGGCUCGCUACUCCUCUGCCUGGUCGUCAUCAUGCCGCUGCUUUAUCCUCUAUUUAUCUUUGGAUUCACUUACAUCAUCUACGAAGGCUUAUUUCUAAGUUGGUGGUUGGACCAGCCCUGGCGGUUUCAGCCGAUGGCCAUAUUUCGCCGCGUGCUCUCCCUUGCCGCCCAGCCGUGCAGUCCCAUCGACACGUGGAAAGUCAGGGAUGUCCUUACUCGCGGAAUUCUUCUCGCUCACUCGCUUGCCACUUCUGUGGACUAUCUCUGCGUCAUGCAAGGGUUGCUGGAUGAGGCUUAAGAUGAGUGGAUGGGAAUCGAGAGAAAAAAGAAGUGUCACAAAACGGCAUUCGACCAGUACAGCGGCGUGAGUCGUCACUGCAAGACGACAACAUGGUGGCC